UUCUUUUCAGAUAUCUUUUGGUGAAAUGAUUCUCUGCGAUAAUGAUUUGUGUCCCAUUGAAUGGUUCCAUUUUUCUUGUGUAUCAUUGGUUCUAAAACCUAAAGGUAAAUGGUAUUGUCCGAAUUGUCGUGGUGAUCGUCCGAAUGUUAUGAAACCGAAGGCUCAAUUUCUUAAAGAACUCGAACGUUAUAAUAAAGAAAAAGAAGAAAAGACGUAAAUAUGAUGGAAAAGUUAGCUUAAGAUCUCUCUAACCAAACACA
Lucilia cuprina (Australian sheep blowfly) is the source of this 260-nucleotide messenger RNA. RefSeq names its product inhibitor of growth protein 2-like. The record is from RefSeq and is a predicted model, not a curated record. Lineage: Eukaryota; Metazoa; Arthropoda; Insecta; Diptera; Calliphoridae. The coding region runs from base 26 to 217 and encodes 63 amino acids. Gene Ontology annotation, biological process: positive regulation of DNA-templated transcription. Gene Ontology annotation, cellular component: nucleus. The transcript has a single exon.